Magallana angulata is the source of this 3265-nucleotide messenger RNA. RefSeq names its product palmitoyltransferase ZDHHC3-like. NCBI's taxonomy places the organism in Eukaryota, Metazoa, Mollusca, Bivalvia, Ostreida, Ostreidae. Gene Ontology annotation, biological process: peptidyl-L-cysteine S-palmitoylation; protein targeting to membrane. The record is from RefSeq and is a predicted model, not a curated record. The transcript has 8 exons. Gene Ontology annotation, cellular component: endoplasmic reticulum; Golgi apparatus. The coding region runs from base 101 to 1138 and encodes 345 amino acids. Gene Ontology annotation, molecular function: protein-cysteine S-palmitoyltransferase activity.
ACAGUUUAAAAUUGUAAUUGGAAAUGGCGAUGGUUGAUGUUGGGUCUAUCUGUUGCUAAACACAUCUGAAGUCGCCGGUCUUGUCAUAUACAGUGUGAUUAUGGAUGAAGAAGAGCACUUGAACAAACGCCAUAGAAAUGGAGGGGCUCAAAAUAGUACAGCAGAUAAUCAAAUGAAGGAUUCCCAUGACAGACUUAAUGAAAAUGGGGAGCCCAAGGGACCUAUUGUCAAGACACUGAAAUCCCGACACAAGGGUCCAGUAGAGGAUGGAGUGACAACCAUUAACCUGGGACCUCUGUGUAGAAAGCUGGGCCUGGCCUGGUUGAUGACCGACCCCAAUUUGUGGUGUGUCAAGGACAUUUGCGGAUGGGUGUGUGCCAUCUUCACUUGGCUGCUGGUCCUAUACGCAGAAUACGUUGUAAACUUUGUCAUGCUUCUUCACAAUCCUAAUACAACAUGGAGUAUAGUAAACGGCCUCAUAUUCCAGUUCUUUGCUUUCAUGGCAGUGGCGUCACACGUGCGGUGUAUGCUGACUGACCCGGGUGCUGUGCCAAAGGGAAAUGCAACACAGGAAAAUAUCAAGCGGUUGAAUUUAGCAGACGGACAGGUUGUAUUCAAAUGUCCUAAAUGUGUCUCCAUAAAACCGGACAGGGCUCAUCACUGCAGUGUUUGUCAAAGAUGUAUUAAGAAAAUGGACCAUCACUGUCCUUGGGUUAAUAACUGUGUUGGAGAAAGUAACCAAAAAUUUUUUGUUUUAUUUACGAUGUAUAUAUGUAUUAUAUCAUUCCAUGCCCUGUACAUGUCCAUUCAUCAUUUUAUAACCUGCGUUGGGAGAGAAUGGAAAAGUAAGUCAUGCUCAGGGGUGUCUCCUCCAGCCACCACAGUUUUUCUCAUAUUUCUAAUUUUUGAGGCUCUUCUUUUUGGGAUUUUCACCGCCAUUAUGUGUGGCACCCAAGUGUCAGCAAUUUGCUCAGAUGAAACAGGUAUUGAGAGUCUCAAGAAUGAUGACUCUCACCAAAAGAAGGGCUACUGGCUGAGCCUGAAGGCCACCUUUGGCCACCCCUUCAGCUGGAAGUGGUUCUCACCAUUCAGUACACCAAAGUUUGCAUAUUCCAAAUCAUAUCUGCACUGUGUGUAACAACAGAAGACCUCCGGGAGUGGUUGAUUGUGUUGACCAAUAUGUCAUAUUAUACACUAGAUGAUGUAUUAUUAUUGUUUUAUUUUUAUAUGAUUUUAAUACUUUGAUAUUGUUAUAAAUUAUUUCUGUUGCCAUAAUUAUUUAUGCACAUCUCCAUAAUAUUUUAUUAAAGUUCAGAUGGAUUUUCAUUCAAGUAUUUUAAGAUCUGCUUGUAUAAAGUCUACUUUUGAAAUGCACACAAUACUGUGAAGGUAGAAUCUGACAAAAGUGAAAACUUCCAUAUUUAGAAUUAAAAGGACAAUGUACUCAUCUAAUAAAAUAGUAUUGUUGAUUUCUCAUUGGACUCUCUGUGCACUCCACACUGAAAAGUUGGAAACUAUUAAAUAUUCUACCCAUUUUAGUACUGUAGAUUCCUUAUUUUACGCGAGUACUUAAUUCCGCCAUUCAACGGUUUACUGCAAAUUGCGAGAACAUAAAAAUCGCUAAUGUCGAAAUUUUAUCAUAGUGUUAUGUAGUUUACAUAUGUUCGAAAAUUUUAACUGAGAUUUUAAAAUUCGCGAGACGGGCUUCUCGCGAUUUUACGCAGAUAUUAAUUCGCCGCGUUUGAUUAGGAAUUUACAGUAUAAGGCAAAGCUGUUUUGUUUCAAAUAUGCCCACCAAAAUACAUUUUUUCUUAGUGACAGAGGGUCCGUAGAAAAAAACAAAUAUGUUUAAGCAUUACAUGUACAAAGGCAAGAAUGUCAAAAACUUUUGUAUUUUAACUUGAUUUAUUGUUUUCUAUCAAGUCUGUCCUUUAAUUAAAAGAAACAUGAUCAUGUACUAGUAUUGCACUAGUGUAACAUAUUAUGCAACAUGAAAUUCAUCAUGAUUUUUAACAUGUCUUCUAAACUGAGAAGUUUCAUAGUUUUGCAUGUAAAAGUUCUGUACAUGUAAAUCAAGUUUUUCAACACAUCAAACUAUCAGCCGACAAAGCAAAAUAUAUAUGAACAACAUAUGACUUAACUGUGGCCAUUGUACUUAAAGUUGUAUUUAAAUUUUUUGGCACUUGUUGCACUUGGUAGUGGGGAACUUGUGCAAAUGCACUCAUGAUUUACACAAAUGGAUAUGUUGGUUCUUAGAAGCUCAUCAGAUAUUCUCUGACAUUUUAUAAAUUUUAAAUUCGGAGAAAAAUUGCAUGAUUGUCACAUUAACAUUAACGAUGACAAAAAAAAGAAAAGAACUUUAGAGCAGUUAUGACACACAGAUAGACAGAGUCCUUCAUAUGGAGUGAAAUAUAUAUAUAUAUCUAUGGUUUUUUGGGUUUUUUUCUAUUUAGACUGACUUGUUUUCAAACCGAUUUAUUGUUAUCAAUAUUAGGAUUUUAAUUAACAAGAUUGAGAUUGAUUUUAAAUUUCCUUCACUGUCAAAAUCAUACAUUAAGUUUGUAUUUUUUGUGAAUGUUUCAUGUUACAUGUAACUUCAGUAAUACAAAUUUUUUUUCUAUUAAAUUAUACUUCAGUUCCUUACGUACCAUAUAUUUAGAUCAAAAUUAUUUUUAUCACAAAUUUUAGCAUAAUGAAAUCAAUUUAUGCCUGUUGUUUAAUAUACCUGUCGCUGUGUUUAGAGAUAUUUUUAAAUUAUCAUGGCAAUACAAUGGAAUUUUAUUUUUUGUUUAUUCCAAGGAAAGCGAUAGACUUUUAACGUAAAGGAUUUUAGGUACACGUACAAAACAGAGACAUGGCCUCAAUUUUUGCACGUGUUGGUAUUAUAAGUUGUUGGUCAGAAUCUUUGAGAUAAAUUAGCACAACUUUACACACGUGUGGUGUGCCUUAGGUAAUACUUUACAUGGAAUCCAUAAAUUAAUUUUUAUUCAAACAGAAAAGAGAAAUGAAACAAGAAGAAAUGCUGAAAUUUUUUGUUUUUGUUUUAAUAGAGUAACAAACCAUGCUUGGGUAUAUAAAAUGUAUAGAUUCAAAGAUCAAAGAAUUGAAUCAGAUUUCAUUCAUGUAUUUACUUUGCAAAGUACUACGAAAUGAUGUUCGAUUUUUUUUUCUUCAAAAACACAAAUUUAGGUGUUGUUUUUUUACAUUCGGGUUUUGAUGUGAUUGAAAAACUAACAUGUUCAUGUAUUAAACACUGUGAAAUACA